This is a messenger RNA of Diatraea saccharalis (sugarcane borer), 2208 nucleotides long. Lineage: Eukaryota; Metazoa; Arthropoda; Insecta; Lepidoptera; Crambidae. The record is from the annotation of a GenBank genome assembly.
ACAUAAAUCUAAUUGGGACGAUUUCUACUUGAAAAAAAUGUAGAACAUAUUGUUUAGCAGCUGUUAUCUAAAAACAGAAAAAUGCAGAUCACUGCUUUAUUAUUGUGUUUGAUGACCUUACCUUUUUGCAGCACUGCAGCCCAAGAAGUAUGUACAGAUUUUCGGGGGCGUGUUAUAUUCAAUGGACUCCAUUAUGUGCCCAGUUCAGACACCUGUACAUUAUGUGUUUGUGAUAAUGGGAUCCCAAAAGAAUGCAAAGCAGUGCUUUGUUCUCCACCACAGGAUUGUCGGUCGUUCCGUGUUGGCAAUACGUGCUGCGAAUUUAUCUGCCUUGAUGAUGUGGUGAAGCCAGCGGAAGCGGCAGAAGCUAAUGUGCGCGUGGCUGCGGGCGGCGCGGCGGCUCUCGUGUUACUCACUGUGGCGGUGGUUGUUUACCGAGUUCGCCGACUUAAGCGACGCCGCCCACCUCACGCUGAUGACCAACGUAGCCUCACUAGUAUUGGAUACAUCAGUGGUAGUAUGGGCUAUAUGGGUGGAACAUGUGAAACUGCAAUGGGGGCAUGGAAACCUCAUGGAAACUACUUGCCUCGUGGCGAAGCUCCACCACCAUAUGAUGAAGUAAUAGCACAGUGUCGUCCUGAUACCAGAAAAAUGGAUACUGCGAAUAUUCGAGUGAUUUUUGAAUACGAGUUCCGACGCGGAAGUAACGCGGCAGAAACAGCCCGCAAUAUCAAUGUUGCGUUUGGAGAGGAGUCUGUUAAUGAAUACACCGUGCGAUUUUGGUUUAAACGCUUUCGUGAUGGAAACUUAGAUUUGCAGAACGAGCCACGAGGUAAACCGCCCACACAUGCAGAUGUCUAUUAUACCGAACUCCGAACAAUAUUGGCAAAACCAGCAGUAAAACAGACCCAACUCAUGAAUCGAUCUUCACCGUUAUUGCUCCAUGACAACGCAAGACCUCAUAAAGCACGAGAAACUGUUUUGACACUUCAGGAACUGCAGUUAGAAACCAUUCGUCGUCCUUCGUAUUCGCACAAACCUUGCUCCAGCGGACUACCAGCUUUUUCAGUAAGUAAUGAAACGCCAUUCCAUCGCACGUACCCGACCACAAUGGAGGCGCUCGCUCGUCCUGAUGAGCCAGUGCAGUGUUCGGGCCAUGGUUAUGUUAAUAUUCCGCGUCCAGUCCAACAGAUAGCGAACACUCAGAAUUGCUACAAUGCACCUCUGCUUCAACCGGUUCAACCUCCUGAGCCCCGAGAACCCAAUUCAAUUCCGCAUCAUCCAUUUACAGCAAACGUAUUGGGGUUUCCAAGUACGAUCCGUUUGACCGGGUCAUUGGGUGCGAUCAGUAACCGCGGCCUGCUGAGCGUUUUGCAGCGCGAGCCAGAACACGAGAGGCCCCACAAUGUGCCCGGCUUCUACACCAACACCGCCGUUCACACCUCGCUGCACCGUACGAUACCUCGUAUAUCAACGGCGGUGGACACGGCCGCGCUGGAGGCGUGCUUCUCCCGCGAGCGCGCGCUGUGCGGGGAGGUGCGCCGCUCGUUCCACCGCGCCGAGCGCGCCGCACUACCCGCCCUCGCGCACCACCACGCGCCCGGCAGCGUGCCGCGCAGUCUGGACCGCGCCGCCGACCCCCGGCCCACCGCAGCGCCUCUGUCAUGUAUGUCGGGUGGGAGAUCGCGUGCACACAGCGAGGAACAAAACUUGGGCACGGAUCCGCCUCCACCCGCGCCAGACCCUCCUUCCGCCCCCAUAACUAUCCCCGCCCCCGCUCCCGCCCCUAUCCCCAUCCCUGCCCACAACCCGGCCCCAGUCUCCGCUACGUCCGCGUCUAUUAUCGCCCCGCCCCCACACAGCACACUGCCGCUAACUAUCGAUAAGCCGUCAUGCGUAUGCAGUUACGAACAGAAUGUACCCGGCAGUGAGGAACCCGAUGAUUAUCGCAGUGAAUGCGAAAACUGCAAGUCCGCUAGCAGCUCCAGAUGGGUGUUAGAGGAGGGGUGGGAGGAGGAAGCGGCGGACGGCACGCAGACGCUGCAGCGGCGCGCGCCCCCCGCCGCCCCGCUCGCCGCGCCCCCCGCCGCUAGCACAUUGCCCCAGCCAGUCACCAAGCAGAGCCGCCCAGUGAUGGGUCCUCCGUCGAACUGGGAGAACUGGUUCAAUACCAUACCUGAUUCAGAUACGGACUCCGAAGAGGAGUGA